GAUUCGAGGCUUCAACACAUUUUUUGUGGGAUGAGCCCUUAAGAUAGAUAGAAUUCAACGCUGCUACGCAAUUAUGGCGGCCACCCAUGAGUAAGUCAAGAACUCAAAAAUCGUGGAAAAACUCUUCAAAAUGUUAACGUGCGUCACUAUACCAUGUGCCCGUCUGACAAUACAAUGGAUUCACGAAUCUCGUGUGAAUCAUUCAAUUCUACGAUUGCUAUAAGAUCCUAUAAAUUUAGAUGCUUCUCUGCAUGCCAUGUCAAAACUAAAGCUAGUUUUUUGCUGUGAUAAAAACAAAAAUAGAAUAAAUCUCGAUUCGGAGCAAACAUACCAUUUAAUAUAUAACGUUUUAAGUUAUCUAUUAAUAUAUAGAUAGUCAUAUGGCUUCCCUGCCUGUCGUUGUCGGUGAUAAUAUGGAUUGGAAGAAAGGUGAAAGAAAUGCUCCAUAUGGACAUAAGUUGUCACCAGUGUUGAGUUACAUUGGUUUUGAGCUGGAAACUGUGACACCCACAUGCAUUCAAGGUCGUUUUGUGGUCUCUGAAAGGUCUGCUCAGGCAUAUGGAGUGCUCCAUGGAGGUAUAUCAGCCUUUAUUGCGGAGAGUCUUGGAAGUUUCGGCGCUAGCUUGGCCUCUGGGCUCCAAAAAGUCGCAGGAGUAGAACUUAGCAUCAGCCAUCUUCAGCCUGGAUAUAUUGGUCUUGAAAUUGUAGCAACAGCAACUCCAAUUCAUAUUGGACGCAGGUUACAUGUUUGGGAGAUUAAAUUUACCUCUGCCGCGAGUUCGCCAAAUGGGUCUUCUAAAACACCAGAGCCAGGUUUGAUUGCAGUAUCAAAGUUAACAGUAACUCUGCUACCUUCUCAUUCUGCAACAAAAUCUGAAGAUGACAAAAGGAUUUCUUCUAAACUUUAGUUACUCUGAAUUUCCCUAAAGAUUUUGGGUAUAAAUAGGAAAUCCUUAGAGUCUUUGCCCUCGGAAAAAGAAGCCCUUGACAUGGAAACUAAUAUAAAAUUGUGUUUUGUUGAAAAUUGUAUACAACUAUAAAAAAUAUAUAUAAUAUGGGCUUCUCUUUCUUUUA
Messenger RNA from Cryptomeria japonica (Japanese cedar), 1074 nucleotides. RefSeq names its product 1,4-dihydroxy-2-naphthoyl-CoA thioesterase 1. The coding region runs from base 381 to 908 and encodes 175 amino acids. Gene Ontology annotation, biological process: phylloquinone biosynthetic process. Gene Ontology annotation, molecular function: 1,4-dihydroxy-2-naphthoyl-CoA thioesterase activity. The transcript is spliced from 3 exons. The record is from RefSeq and is a predicted model, not a curated record. Lineage: Eukaryota; Viridiplantae; Streptophyta; Pinopsida; Cupressales; Cupressaceae. Gene Ontology annotation, cellular component: peroxisome.